This is a messenger RNA of Crotalus tigris (Tiger rattlesnake), 1875 nucleotides long. RefSeq names its product phospholipase A2 inhibitor and Ly6/PLAUR domain-containing protein-like. Bases 115 to 795 code for a protein of 226 amino acids. Gene Ontology annotation, molecular function: phospholipase inhibitor activity. NCBI's taxonomy places the organism in Eukaryota, Metazoa, Chordata, Lepidosauria, Squamata, Viperidae. The transcript is spliced from 5 exons. Gene Ontology annotation, cellular component: extracellular region. The record is from RefSeq and is a predicted model, not a curated record.
UCCCUUUUUGGCUCCUUCUCCAUAAAGCCAGACCAGCUCUAUCAGGGGCAAAGCUCUUGAUGCAUUUAACAAGCUUCCUAACCCAGCUCUGAUUUUCACCCAAAUUCUGGCAACAUGGAGGCAUCGUUUGUUGUCUGCCUUCUUGCAGCCUCCAUUACUCUGGUUUUAGGAAUGUCUCAGGAGUGUACCAUUUGUCAGUCGAGUGGAAAGAACUGCCAGGGGGAUAAGGAAACUUGCUCUGCUCCAAAAGACAAAUGUAGCGUCACUUUGUUGGAAAAGACUGUCGGACCUACCACACAUGCCAUCAAGAAGAGCUGCAUCCAUCCACAGGAGUGUAACCAGGGCUUGGCUGUUCUAGACAUGGGCAACAAGCAAAUCAUCCAGGGCCACGUUUCCUGCUGCGAGGACAAUCAAUGCACCAAUCAUUCCAGUAUGCCUGCCAGAAAAAUUGUAACUACCAACAACAAAAGAUGCCCGGCUUGCUCUACCGAGCCAAAGGAACAGAGUGGAUGCCAGGAGAAGUUGAUUAACUGUACUGGAGAGGACGAGAUGUAUUGUGCAGAAGUGUUUCUUCAGAAGAAAGAAGGAGGAAAAAAUAUGACUGUCACCAUGAAGGGAUGCGCCAAUAAGGCUUUCUGUGAGAAGAUGGAGAUUUCAGCUGUUGCUAGUGCAUUUACUUUACUUCCCAACAGCAACUGUAAGAAUGCCACUGGGGCAGUUGACACCACAGUUGGAUCAUUUGGACUCUUCCUCUCGGCCCAGGCUGGGCUGUUGUUGGUGACCAUCUUUUCUUGAUAUGUUUCCAACAUUAAAACUCAGAUCCUGCUUGUGAAUUCUUCCCUCUCUCCAUUGCUUAUGCCUCUUAGGCCUCACUUUUUGGGAAAAUACAGAGCUUUCCUUUUUCUUGAAAUAUAUACAUUUCAAGAGAGCAGCUAAAGUUUUUCCUAAUACUGUUCCUCCUCUUGCUAGCUCUGUUACCAGUUGACUUUGAACAAGUGAGCUGUGAAAGUUGCACAGAGAAGAAGCAGGAUCUAUUUGCUUUGCCCUCCUGUCCAGCAGAGAUGAAAAUGGACACUAAGGGAGUCAAGGAAAUGGGAGCAAGAAGAAUGAAAAAAAAAGAGGUGGUCAGCCAGCAUCAGUAGGGCUUCUGAAAGUUAAGGGGUGCUGCUAGUUAGUGGACACUGAAAAGAGUUUGCUGCGGCAGCAUCAAUGCCACACUUCAUGGAAGCCAUUGUAUGUCCUUCACUAGCAUCCAUGGUGUGAGAUAAAAAUAGUCAAAAUGGUGAUCAUGGUGGUGAUGAACCAUAUACAGUAUGAAGGACCAGAACUUUGAUCAUGCUGCUUUCAUGUAAUCUUCUGCCUGUGGACCCUGCGGUUGGGUACAUAUUGGUGGAGUUCAAAGUGGGCAGCUUGUGGACUAAGAUCGAUGUGACUCAAAGCCCAUUUGUAUGUGUUUUUUUUUUAAAUUUCCAAUCAUUUAUGAAUCACCCUAAUCUGACCACCUCUAGAUUAUAUGUAAAAACAAGUCUUUAAAAGGGAAUGUAUCAACCAAUUAAAAUAAUAACAUCACACUAAAUUUAUCAGUGAAGUUAAUGUGCCCCUCAAACAACAUAGACCCUGUAGGCCUAAUAAAACAGGGUAGUUUUAAUAGCCUUUCUGAAUGAGAAGAGAAAGGGACAAUCAUACUUCUGGAAAUAUGUUCCAUGUGGGACGCACCGUACAAAUCAGAAGACCUGGUUCUUAAAUUUUUGAGCAAGAUCUUUCCUCCCUCUGAUGUUUUCAGACAUGGAAGUGAAAAGUUCUCCAGAGAAUCUUGGGACUCCCUUCAUGUAAUAUGCCUAUAGACCAGUGUUUUGCAAACUUGACAAUUUUAAG